This is a messenger RNA of Closterium sp. Naga37s-1, 1281 nucleotides long. NCBI's taxonomy places the organism in Eukaryota, Viridiplantae, Streptophyta, Zygnematophyceae, Desmidiales, Closteriaceae. The record is from the annotation of a GenBank genome assembly.
AUGUGUGCCGUGAGAGAUUACACCUGCUACGCCUACAACACCUCCUCCGUCUAUAACUGCUCCUGCAACUCCGCGCGCCCCGCCUGCACCAAAUCCAGAAAGUCAUCGCGCAUGUGCACGAACCCUACAUCUGGCCCUUGUCUGCCGGGCGUCUGCCGCAACAGCACCACGUCCUUCCAGGGUUGCAUCUGCCCCAAAGGCUUCUUCCAAACCACCACCCCUGCUGGCAUCCCCUACUGCGCUCCCGGUAAACUUCCCGACCAAAAAUUGAUCACGCAUGAGGAGCGUCGAGAAGACUGCGCGUACUUCGUCUGUUGGCGGGUCAUCACCACCAUCCACCCCGUCCCCACCACCAUCACGACCACCACCACUGUCACCGUCGCCAUCAGCACCAUCAUCAGCACCAUCAUCAGCACCAUCAUCAGCAUCACCAUCAGCACCACCAUCCGCACCACCAUCCGCACCACCAUCCGCACCACCAUCCGCACCACCAUCCGCACCACCAUCCGCACCACCAUCCGCACCACCAUCCGCACCUCCGAGUUCGAAGUCAGGCACGCAAGACACCUCCUCUCAGUCACCCUUGGCAGGCCAGCCGCCCUCUGCAGGUGGGUGACCCAGCCUGCUGCAACAACACCCUCAGGCUCGCUCUUCUCUCCAGGCACCCCAGCCCCACUAGUUCGCAAGGAGCAUCAUGAUCACGAGAGUGCUGCGGUGCAAAAGGCCUUGAAGGCAGGAGCACGGGACAAUGACGAGGAGGAGGGUCGACCAGCAGCAGUCCCAGCAGCAGCGGGCGGCCCUGUGGUGUGUCGGGAGCUGCCGUACUGGGAGGUGGUGGAGCAGAUGGCAUCGAAGCACCACUCGCACCUGGUGCGGCUGCUGGGGUACUGUGUGCACAUGGAUGCGCGCACGGAGCAGCACGAGCAGAUCGUCGUCUACGAGUUCAUGGGGGGAGGAGACCUGCAAGCCUGCAUGCCCGCCCACCUCGCUGAUGCGGCUCAGAUCGCCUUCCUAGGGUGUCCGGACAUUGAAGUGGGGACAGCGAAAAGUGGGGUGUGCGGGGAGGGAGGGGAGUGUGGGAAGGGUGGGGAGUGUGGGAAGGGUGGGGAGUGUGGGAAGGGUGGGAAGGGUGGAAGGGUGGGGAGUGUGGGAAGGGUGGGGAGUGUGGCAAGGGUGGGAAGGGUGGGGAGUGUGGAAAGGGUGGGAAGUGUGGGAAGGGUGGGGAGUGUGGGAAGGGUGGGGAGUGUGGAAAGGGAAGGGUGGGGAGUGUGGGAAGGAUGA